AUGGAGGCACCCACAAAGCCCACCACUCCUCCGGGCACUAAGUCACGAACUGUGACCUGGCACGAAAUAUCAGAGAGGCAACGGGAUAACAAAUAUAUUCUCACUGGUUAUCGCCCGGACAAGGCAGAUUACCUGGAGAUUGUCACCAGUUUAACUUUCCUGCACAACGAGACUUGCAAUGUGUACACCCACCUCAUUGGGGCUCUACUUCUACCAUUCAUCGCGACCGUCUUCAUGCGGGCCGUUGGCGAACCUCACUUUCUCAAUGUGUCGGGGACAGACUAUGCCAUGUUCCGAAUUUUCUUUUGGUGUGCGGAGUGUUGUUUGGUCUUCAGUGCAACCUACCACCUAAUAGGACCCCACUCGCAUGGCGUUGAACAGUUCUGGCAUCGAAUGGACUUACUGGGAAUUGUUAUUGUCACCGUGGGCACAUUUAUUCCGGGUAUCUAUUAUAUCUUCUACUGUGACCCGGGCCUGCAAAAAUUUCAUUGGGCAAUUAUCGUAGCCUCAGGCUCAGUCACCGCUGCCCUGAUCUCGAUACCUACCUUCAGAACGCUUCGCUGGAGGAAAGUGAGGGUAGGCGCUUAUGUUGCACUGGGUGCAUCAGCAUUUAUUCCCCUAAUGCAUGGAGUUCAGCUAUUUGGGCUCGAUUACAUGCUGAAAUAUUCUGGAAUGAAAUGGUAUCUAGUGGAGCUUGUCGUCUACGGCGGUGGAGCUGGUCUUUAUGGGAUCCAGAAGAUCUAA
Messenger RNA from Penicillium macrosclerotiorum, 744 nucleotides. RefSeq lists its product as uncharacterized. The transcript has 3 exons. Gene Ontology annotation, molecular function: signaling receptor activity. The record is from RefSeq and is a predicted model, not a curated record. Gene Ontology annotation, cellular component: membrane. The coding region runs from base 1 to 744 and encodes 247 amino acids. NCBI's taxonomy places the organism in Eukaryota, Fungi, Ascomycota, Eurotiomycetes, Eurotiales, Aspergillaceae.